Messenger RNA from Acanthamoeba castellanii str. Neff, 918 nucleotides. Its product is annotated as tumor protein p53 inducible protein 3, putative. Gene Ontology annotation, molecular function: oxidoreductase activity. NCBI's taxonomy places the organism in Eukaryota, Discosea, Longamoebia, Acanthamoebidae. The record is from RefSeq and is a predicted model, not a curated record. Bases 1 to 918 code for a protein of 305 amino acids. The transcript is spliced from 9 exons.
AUGAGCAGCAAGGCGACGAUGCGCGCGGUGUCGGUGGGCGAGCCGGGGCACGGUGGACCAGAGCUGCUCUACGUGGCAGACGACGUGCCCAGGCCCGAACUGAAGCCUGCCCAUCUGCUGGUCAAGAUCAAGGCCACUGCACUCAAUCGUGCCGACACGGUCCAGCGGCUGGGCAAGUAUCCGCCUCCGCCGGGCGAGUCGACGGUGCUGGGCCUCGAGAUGGCGGGCGUGGUAGAAGAGGUAGGCGAAGGCGUGACCUCGUUCAAGGCCGGCGAUCGCGUAUGUGCGCUGCUUGGUGGCGGAGGCUAUGCCGAGUACUGCGUCAUCCACCAGGACACCGCCAUGCAUAUUCCCGAGAACUUGUCCUUCGAAGAGGCGGCGGCCAUUCCUGAGGCCUUUCUCACGGCCUACCAGGCGCUCGUGUGGAUCGGCGGCCUCGCGGCCAACAAGCGCGUCCUUAUCCACGCCGGGGUAAUCAUCACGGCGUCGAAGGAUAAGCUGAGCUUCUGUCAUGAGUUGGGCGCCGACGAGACCAUCGACCGCAAUGAAAACGAGGGCAAGUGGGUCGACAAGGUGCUCUCGCUCACCGGAGGCAAGGGCGUCGACGUCAUCAUCGACUUCGUUGGAGCGUCCUACUGGGAGCAGAACCUGGCCGCUCUCGCCAUGGAUGGCACAAUGGUGAUGCUGGCGUUCUUGAGCGGCUCCCAGAUUCCCAGUUGUGAUAUUGCGGCCAUCCUGCGCAAGCGGUUGAACAUUCGUGGAUCAACGCUCAGGGCGCGCUCGCUUGACUACAAGGUGAAGCUUACCAAGUUACACGAUAUGGGUCAGGAAUUUGAGGCAUUUGCAAUGGACAAGUUCAAGGAGGGGUACAUGGAGAGCAAUCAAAGUGUGGGCAAGAUUGUGCUCAACGGCAUGUAA